Messenger RNA from Aedes aegypti (yellow fever mosquito), 2509 nucleotides. RefSeq lists its product as uncharacterized. The coding region runs from base 141 to 2420 and encodes 759 amino acids. The record is from RefSeq and is a predicted model, not a curated record. The transcript has 6 exons. NCBI's taxonomy places the organism in Eukaryota, Metazoa, Arthropoda, Insecta, Diptera, Culicidae.
UUUAACGAAUCGGUUUCAACGUCGUGUGAGCCAAAUUGUAAACACAGUUUUUUGUCUUUGCUUUUGUGAUAAAAUUUAAGUAAAUGUACUCCACUUAACUUAAAUCAAUCAGGUAACAUCGAAAUUGUUCACAAUCGGCGAUGGCAUCAGGCGACACAAACAAAACAGCUGUUGUACAGAAAUCGCGGUCAUUUGGAGCGGAAUUCAGAAAGUUCAUUUCGAGCCCCCAGUGCCCAGCCUCCGAUAUACCAGCAUCGACCAAGAAAGCGCGAACCUUACAAGGACCAGGAGUAAAACUGACAUGUGAAACUGAGAACGCAUCCGUGAACGAUUCUGCUGGAUCCAAACAGAACCAGAUACACCGUGCAGUACUCCGCAACAUUGGCAACUCUCCAAAAACCAGACCAAAGGGAACAUCAUUCGACGCAAAUUCCCACCGAGGAUUCCAGGAUGUUAAGAGCAAAAAUAUACCGGCGCAGGUACUUCUAAAAAAUAUCUCCGUGGCACAUAAACAGGCCGUAGAUGUGUACAAAGAUAACCAGAACAUUUAUAAAGCGCCCCCUAAGCUUUCAUUGGGAAUGACAGCUGGAAUGAAGAUGCACCUGGGCAUUUCGAAGACGAGCAUCCGUUCAAACUCUUCUCGCGAAAUAUUCCAUGGUACUGGGAACGUUGGAGAAAAGAGAAACAUAUCUCGUGGAUCCAUGAGUAAGUCAUAUGGCUCUAAUGGAUCAAAGAACACGAGUACAAUCAGAGCGCAUUCAUCAGCUGGUCAACACGUCAAGUCUGAUGACAACGGUUCUGCCCGUAAGCAUUCGGAGAUGAUCAAGCAAGUCAAACAUGCCACUCUAAACGUUUCAUCUGAUGAAUUGUGCAGAUCGGAUCACUCUACCUCUUUAUCGAGCUCUACUCAAACUGCAGUUUUCGAGUCAAUGACUAAUGAGAUGUUUGAAGGUUUGUCUGGAAUCUCAAAACUCGAGCAACGACCGUACCUUCCACGUCAUUCCAUCUCUAUUCGUCCUAGUCUUGAUGAAUCAAGGGUGCAGAAGACUAUUGAAGCACAUUCUUCUUCUACUAGUCGAUAUGACAAUUCCAUUCAUCAUGGUUCUACUUUUCCUCCGAGUAAUCCGAAAGGUAAGCCUCUAAGAUUUGAUAUGAAAUACAAGUUUAAUGCGAAAUUUAAUUUUAAUUAUUAUUCAGCUGUGUUCAACGGUUCGAUGGGUACAAAAUUUCGGAAUAUGAACGAUCCCAGCAUACAGAUGAACAGCAAUCAAUCAAAGCAAUCUGUAUCAUUCAACGAAAGUUUCACCAAUCUGGAGGUAUCAUUCAGUCGUGUCAUAACAUCAACGCCAAAUCGAGUUUUCCCGAUUGAUUAUUCAAUCAAUUCUUCCACUCAACAUGAGGCAAUGGAUCUAACUGUGCCAAGUUGCGAACAAGCACUUUGCCUGGCCUUACCGAAAGCUACAUCACAGCAAGAAAAUCCCAUUUCACCAUUGGACCUUCGCACAUCUAGGAAUGUUACUCCGUCUGAACAGGCCACUAUCGAGGCAUGUAGCGAGUUACCAAUUGCUGUUCGACAUAAAUUGAAUGUUUACCAGGAUCAAAGCACAGCAUUUCCGCGCGAGGCAGAUCACGACGAUCUAGAUGGUUCAGCUGUGGAGUCUGAUUCAACCUCCAAAGAUGCUGACUGGCAUCCUGAUAAAAACGAUAUUGAAGAUAGCGAAGAUGAGGAUCCUGCUCGAUUGAUUCGUACACCUAAAGCAAAGUCCGAAGAUACUGACAGAGGUGACGAAGAUCUUGACAUCAACAGUGACUCUGAAGAAAGCAUAGAUGGAGAUCCUACAUGCCUAAAUGAUUUAACCAUUUAUGAAUACUUUGAAAAAUACCAAACAUUAGUCAGUGAAGAUGAAUUUGAGGAAAAUUCUGAUGGCGAAGACGAGAUCGAUAAACCACAAAAACGAGCAGCUAAUAAUCAUCCUUUACCGUCGAAGCGUUUAUGCCUUGGAUUGGGUGAAUCGAAUAUAUUGAACAACAACCGAGAUAACAACAUAAGCAUUCAAGGAACUGAUAACAUAGAAAAGGAAGCUGUACAAAUCAAAAUUUCUAAACAACAUAUAAGGAAUCGAAACAAGCGUAAUAAGGAGAAAGGUUUGGAAUAUCAACGUCGAGACGGUACAAUUGUUCCCGCUAGAUCGAUCAAACCAUCUUGCAACUGUAAACUUGAUUGUGGUAAAAAGUAUCCAGAUGCGACUCGGAGAAAGCUCUUAUCAAGUCUUCUACAAGUGAAAUCAUCAGGACAGAACCAGUUCUUGGCCAGUCAUAUUUCUGUGACAAAAACAGCACGUCCAAAGGUUUGUUUAUUCAAAUAUACAAUUUACUUUUAUUAUUUAGCAUCGGUUAAAUGUACAUGGAAACAUGGCUAAGACAAACAGACGUAAUACUUAAAAUAUUUCCGUGAUUGGUUAGGCCGUUUGAGCUUAUUUUUAAUCUUAAUCUAGAUUACAGAGCUCAG